AUGGCAGGUCUUCCACGAGCUGUUAUCUCGAACUGGUCCGGGGCUCAUGGAUUCCUGAAGGAUGAUGAUCAUACCUCGAGCCAUCAUAGCAUUCAGAGCAACAGGAACAUUCAGGGUCUCAAAGACUUUGACGAAGUCGUGGACGACGAGGGGAUUGUACAUGUGCCUAGACGCAAACAGCAACACGUUUCCUCGGACAUUGCAAAGGUAUCUACAGCUCAGAGAUUUGGAUGCAGCAAUCCGGCCUAUCACAGUCCCGCAAUAAGCUUCUUGCCUCAAAGCUUCCAACAGAAAAGCAUAUCCCAAACAGCGCCAGUUCCUGAAUUUCCAAACGAGAAAUUGCAGGAACCUGCAAAAGACUAG
Messenger RNA from Letharia columbiana, 363 nucleotides. RefSeq lists its product as uncharacterized. The transcript has a single exon. The record is from RefSeq and is a predicted model, not a curated record. Bases 1 to 363 code for a protein of 120 amino acids. Lineage: Eukaryota; Fungi; Ascomycota; Lecanoromycetes; Lecanorales; Parmeliaceae.